Messenger RNA from Panicum virgatum (switchgrass), 1481 nucleotides. RefSeq lists its product as uncharacterized. The transcript is spliced from 6 exons. The record is from RefSeq and is a predicted model, not a curated record. Lineage: Eukaryota; Viridiplantae; Streptophyta; Magnoliopsida; Poales; Poaceae. Bases 87 to 788 code for a protein of 233 amino acids.
AAUUCAAACUGGGCAAAACACAGAGAGUACAAAAGGACUCUUGGACCACCAACAUUCCAGAAUCCUCACAGCAACUCCACGCCACCAUGGCUCUAGACCUGAACAUUCCUCCAACAGCUGAUGAAGAAGAUGACCCUUUUGGGGGAUGGAGCAGGACCACCCACCACCUGCUGGAGCACCCACCACCUGCUGGAGCACAACCCAUGGGAGAUGGAGAUGGAGCAGCUUCUUUUGACCUCAACAUGGCUAUGUAUGACCCAGAUGAAGUGGAUGGCUUCAAUGCCCCUGCAGCACCAGCAACCUUUGUUUCAAACAUGGAUUUCGAGCAAGAGGAGGCAGAUGAGGACACCGAUGUGUAUGCGGUCGAUUUUCAUGUCAGCUUCGCCGAAGACGAGCUCCAAUGGUCCACUGAUCAUGGCAAUCAAGCUUCUGCGUUCAAUGCCGCCGAUGAUACAGCCACCUUUGAUCUCAACUUUGCCUUGGACGAAGAGGCGCUCGACGGGUCCAGUGUUGCUGAAAAUAUUGAUCAAGGCAGCCAAACUGAACAUGCCGCCAUGGUGAACAAAAGGAAGAAUUUGUCAGACAACGAAAGACAAGCAAUUUAUGAAGCUUUACUUCUCCGAAGCGUGAAUGGCAAAUUGAAAAGAAGGACCACCACGAUAGUAGCCCAUUUGUUCAAUAUUAAUAGGUGCCAUGUGCAAGCUAUAUGGAGGACAGCGAAGCAGUGCCUUGCUGCAGGUGUACCAGUCGAUGUAUCAUGCAAAAGGAAAAAGAAUUGUGGUCGCUAGAAGGUUGCCAUUGAUAUGUCUAGAAUUGCAACAAUACCUUUGAACAAAAGGACCACUCUUAGGGCUUUAGCUCAUGAACUAGGUGUGAAUAGAUCAACGCUGCACCGCUUGUUCAAACAAGGCAAGAUACGUCGACACUCUAACACUCUCAAGCCAUAUUUGCGAGAUGACAACAAGAAGACACGACUGCAAUAUUGUCUAGGUAUGCUACAUGCAGGUACAUUGCAGUUUAUUGAUAUGAGAAACAUUAUUCACACAGAUGAGAAAUGGUUCAACACCACCAAAAAAGCAAAGAGAUUCUACAUGCUGCCCGAGGAAGAGGAUCCAUUAAGAACAAUUCAUAACAAGAAUUCUAUUCCUAAAUGUAUGCUCCUAUGUGCUGUAUGUCCACCACGCUAUAAUGCUGAAGGGCAAUGCUACUUUGAUGGGAAACUAGGCAUAUGGCCCUUUGUGAGACAGGAACCAGCGCAAAGAGGCAGCAAAUAUAGAGACAAGGGUACUCCAAUCACAAAACCAAUCAAUGUGACAAGGGAUGUUCGUAGAAGCUACCUUAUCACAAAGGUUCUUCCAGCUAUUGUUGCAAAGUGGCCCAUCGAAGCUAGAGGAGAGACAAUCUGGAUCCAACAAGAUAACGCACGCACACAUAUAGAACCAAAUGAUGAGGUAUUUUGUCAAGCAGUUCGCCAAACAGGG